Molecule: messenger RNA, 1805 nt
Organism: Neoarius graeffei (lesser salmon catfish)
Lineage: Eukaryota; Metazoa; Chordata; Actinopteri; Siluriformes; Ariidae
Gene: kctd14
Product: potassium channel tetramerization domain containing 14
Exons: 2
Coding region: 99-824 (241 amino acids)
Biological process (GO): protein homooligomerization
Molecular function (GO): protein binding
Source: RefSeq, a predicted model, not a curated record
ACCUACUUUUCAGUGACACAUAAACCACGCCCACUGAGAACACUUACCUGCUGCUGGAAUCGUGCAGGUGAAAACAGAGCAGCUCGGAUCUGACGGAGAUGAGUCUUCCUGAUAUCAAAUCAUCACGGAAAUUGGCAGUGGAGCCUUUCCAGCAGUGCCCUGUCGUGCAGCUGAAUGUCGGCGGUCAGGUGUACACCACCACUCUGGUGACCCUGUGCAAAUUCCCCAACUCAAAGCUGGCUGAAAUGUUCAGUGUGCCUCUCAAACUUGUAAAGGAUGCCGAGGGUCGCUGUUUUAUAGACCGUGAUGGGACACACUUUAAGGCGAUUCUUGAGUACCUCCGUUCAGAGGAGGUUCCUACUAAGAAUUUGCUGGAGGUUCACAAGGAGGCAGUGUAUUAUGAUAUAAAACCUCUGGUGAAACUCCUGGAGGAGUUGCCACCAUUUUUUGGUGAAAAGGUAGGAAGGCAGCAGUUUUUGUCCCGUGUGUGUAACUACCAAGAGAAUCUGGAAGUCCUCAUCAAGGUGGGAAGAGCAGAAGCAAUGGCCUCUCGAUACUCCACAAUAAUCAUGUGUAUCCUAAAGACAGAUGAUGACCUGGUGAGGUACAAUGACGCUAUGGUCAGUCUUAAUACAAGAAAGGAAUCUAUUGUGAGUUUUGGCCCAUGGAAUGCUCAAGCUACCGUGGAGGAUCUUCUGGAUUGCAUAAAAAUGGACAUAGAGGCAAAAGGAUAUAAAGUGAGCAUUAAACCGCAUAGCACAGAGAAAAUCUUUCUGUUUAAGAGCCAUGAUUUCUUCUAUAAGCUGACUUUUACUUGGUGGUGACUAGUAAUUGUGGUUCUACCCACUUCAGUGCAUUUAAAUAGUGGUACACAGAGGUCAUGAAUCUUUAUAAAAUCCACCUACAAACACUUCAGAUAAGAACAGUGUUUUAUGUAUUAGUCUACAAGACCCACCUAUAUUGCAGACAUGUGUCAUCGGGCUCAUUCAGGAUAUUUGUUGGCAACUGUAGCCACCCUUGUUUAAUAUUUACUCAUUACAUCAUGUGACCUUAAUGUACUCACAAAAAUAUUCUUUUGCAGAGUUUCCUAGGGUGUGCUGUUCGAGAAAAUGUCUCACAGCCAGCAUGCCCAAAAUAAUUUGAUUAUUUUCCUACAACUGUAUGUUGUGAAUUACUUUUUUCCCAGUUAUACCACAGUGAUUUGUCAAAGAUUGCAAAUUGUAAUCACUUCAUGUUUUAACUAUUUAUAGUUACAGUUAAAGUUGUGAAACAUCAGUGAGACAAGUGAGUUCAUGCUGUCACUUACUCCUUCCAAAAAAUGUUAAAUUUCUCCUGACAGAAAACUUCACCUUUUCAGUAUGUUCAUUGUUAAAUAACAAUUUUAUUAUUAUUAUUAUUAUUAUUAUUAUUAUUAUUAUUAUUAUUAUUAUUAUAAUACCUAGAUUAUAUGGAGCAUCUGCCAUACAAGUCCCUGAGACUGAGAGAAUGGGUAAUUUAUUAGAAACAGUCCAUUAAUAUGAAGAUGUCGUUUAAUAUACAGGGGGCUGCAAAAAUAAGUAUACAGUAAUGGAAAAACAAAAUGUCCACACAAAAUGUUAGUAUUAAAUGAAACCUAACACCACUAUUAGAAUACUGGUAAUACUGGAAUAAUCCUUCCUGUAUACCUACUUUUGCAGCCCUCUGUAUAAUACUGAAACUAGUGUCAGAGCUGCUGUUAUAGAAAAUUAAUCCACACUGUUUUGAGAAUUCAUCUAUAUCCUCACUGUAAUACAGUGGGGUUUUUUUGUAUUUUUUGUUUUUUUAAA